Miscanthus lutarioriparius is the source of this 8277-nucleotide messenger RNA. Lineage: Eukaryota; Viridiplantae; Streptophyta; Magnoliopsida; Poales; Poaceae. The record is from the annotation of a GenBank genome assembly.
AUGGAUCUCGCGGGGAUGAAGCGGCGGGAGCUCCAGGCGCUCUGCAAGCGGCACGGCCUUCCCCGCCGGGGGCUCCAACGCCGACCUCGUCGCUCGUCUCGAAGCCGCGCUCUCGGUGAGGACACCACGCGCUACCCCGGGACCGCUAGUGCGGAGGAGGAGGUGGCCGGAGUGCCGGCGAGGAAGGGGUGUCUGAAGCAAACAGAUGGAGAUGCUGCCGAGGCGAAGAAGGUUACUUUUGCGGUGGAGGAAGGGAAGGCAAGGAGACUGAGGUCUCGGGUCAUCUGGUCGCCGAUUGCCCCCAAGACAAGGGGAAAGUCUGCUCAAGCCCGUACUGACUCUGCUGCUGCUGCUGAAGAUAGUAUUUCUGCAGAGGUGGUCGCAGAUGUCCCGGUGAGGCGGUCCAGGAGGAAUUCGGUGUGUGCUGCCGAGGCUGAGGAAGCAGGAGAGGCUGUUGCUGUUGAUAGGAAGCGCAAGCGCAAGAACCAGGAGAAUGAUGAGAGUGUCGCUAUCAGUGCUCAGGUUGGGGUUUCGUCUAGAGUGAUGAGAAGGUCAAGUUUGGCGGGGGUUGGUGUUGUGUUGCCUCCUGUUGUUGAGAAGAAGAGAGGGAGGGGAAAAGCAGCUGGUGGUAGUAAUAAACUUGUUGCUGAGGUUCAAGACAGUGAGCCUGAUGUGCAGAAUUCGGCUCAGGUGGACGUAUCAGCUAGGAUUACAAGAUCUCGUGCAACAGCACCUGUUGUAAUGUCACCCACUGUCGUUGAGAACAAGAGGAGGAAGACCGGAGAUGCACGAACAAAUUUAGAGCUGCCUACAGUCUUAGAUGUGCCUAGAAAUGAUGCUCCUGUCACCAGGUCUUUGAGGAGCAGAGUUGUCCAGGUUAACAACAGUAUGGUGGACGAAACUCACACUGCCAGGCAGCUGGAAAACAAGAUGCAACCCAGUAGGCCACCUACUCGUAGGCAUCAACAGGUUUCAUCUUCUGUGGAGGACAAAAAUCAAGAACAAACUGCUGCUCCCAAUAAGGCUCCCAUAUUGAGGCGAUCAGGGAGAAAUCAUUCUGAAGAUGCUGAGAAGCAGCCAAAAGUUAAAGAUCCGGUUAAGCGAUCAACACGUAAAUCUGUUGUCCUAGCUACACUUGAGAAAGAGGAGAAUGAUCUAAUUGAAGAAAAGAACCCUGAAGCACAUGUUAGGAGAUCAAUGAUGAAAUCAAUUGUGCCGGUUAAAGAUAUCAAAGGUAUUGGUGAAAAGAUUCAAAAUGCUAACAGUGAAGAUGCGGUGAAGCAAGCAGCAACUAAAGGACCUGUUAGGGGAUCGAGACGUAAAUCCGUUGUCUCAGAAUUGCAUAAGAAAGAGAAGGGUCUCAUUGCAGAAAAGAAUACGGAAGCACAUGAAGGGAGAUCAAUGCGGAAACCUGUAGUGCCAGUUAAAGAUAUUAAAGCUGUUGUUGAAGAAAUUCAAAAUGCUAAGGGCAAAGAUGUGGAGAAGCAAUUUGUUGUGAAGCAACCUACUAGGCGCUCAUCACGCAAAUCUGUUCUGCCUGAUAUACUUGAGAACAAUAGUGGACUUCUAGCAGCAGAAAUGAAUGCUGAGAUGAAUGUUAGGAGAUCAACACGGAAGUCUGUUCUUCCUAAUAUGCUUAAUGAGGAGAACCAAAAUCACAAUAAAAUUGCCAGAAAUGAGAACUUUCAAAGUGGUAAAUGUCAAGAUGAUGAGAGGCAACAGAAAGUAAAGGAACCUAUUAGGCGAUCAAGGCGGUCUGUGGUUGCAGUGCCGUUUGAGGAACAAAAUAAUGGUCUUUAUGAGGAAAAAAUAUCAAAAAUUCCUAUGAGGAGAUCAACACGUAAAUCUGUUGCUCUUAAUGAAGUUGAAAAAGUGAGCAUGAAUGACACUGAAAUAGUUGCACGGGAACCAGAAAGAGUUGGUGAAGAGGGCUUGAAAUUGAGGAAGCACAAAAUUUCUUCGCUGGAAAUAUCCUCUUCAGCUAAUGAUUCCAGGAAGAUGGAGGAUUUUGAUGGACAGAAGUUCAGGAGGCAGCAGAACGCACAAAUCUCAAAUGAAAAGGGUAACACAGGGGGAACACUGCAGGCAUCAAAUUCCACAACUUUAAAGGGAAGGUCUUCAAAGAGGAGACGGACAACUGCUUCAGAAGAAGUGAGGUCUGUCAAGGAGGCAAAUGAUGACAUAAUUAUCAGGGAAGCAACAAAGGAUGCACACAAAGCUACUCAUGAGAAUAAGGAGUCUGGUAGCAGAGUUCAAGAAUUUGGUCAGGUUAAUGCCACAAGAGAAGAACACUCUUCAGGACCAUUGCUUGUAACAGUGACACUCACUGAAGAAAUUUCCACAGCGCAGAGUGUACGUGUGGUGAUACCUGGGUCAGAAUCUGGUGACAAUUCAAACGAAAGUUCAGAUAAGAGUAAGCAGGAACAUUCUGACAUUCAGGCUGUUGAUAGCCAUUUAUCUGAAACAAGUGGGGAAUUAGACCAAUCAUCUUGCAUCGCUGGACUAGUUCUACACAAUUUUGAUGUCUCAGAGGACAAAUCAUUGAUGAGCAAAGAUGGUUUAUCAAUUGAUUUCACUGUUGGAGAUCGUGAAGAGCAAAGCCCUGUAUCCGGAGAAGGGAGAGUUGGUUUGGAAGCAAAUGCCAGCGAGCCUGGGCAACAGAACCUUGCUAACGUCAAGUCCACUGGUCUCCAUGCCAAAAGUCUGCAACAUGAUACUGACAUAAUAGCUGAAAAGACUGAUAAAGAUGUUUUGCCUAUGGCUUUCCUUAUUGAAGAGCAUGGAGAAAAAUAUGCAGUGAGCCCUGUAGCUGUUGAAAAGAGCGUCAGUUCGGAAGCAAGUGCAUGUGAAUCUGCAGGAAAACCUCUAACUGGCAUCUUUUCUAACGAUCUCCACACCAAACAUCUGCAACAUGAUUCUGAUGUGCUAACUAAAGAGACUGGUGAAGCUUCUGGAGCUGCCCUACCAAUAUCAGAAUCAGAUACUAAUGCAGAAAUUCAAUGUAAUGCUGAAGAAAGCAUUCGAGCUGCUGAUCUUGGGAAAUGUCCCAGCAGGGUCAGCAAAGGGAACCCUUAUUUGACAAGUCUGCCCUUGGAAAGUGCUGCUGAUGAUUGUAUUCUUCCAGUACUGAAUGGUGAUAAGGGAUGUUCAUCAGAUGGAAGACCUUCGUCAUUUGGUCUUGAGUUUCUGUUUGCAGAAGCGUGCGAAGAAAGCUAUUCCAAAAAUAUAGUAAAUACUGUUGGAGAUUGUGAAGAGCAAAGCCCUAUAUCCGGAGAAGGGAGAGUUGGCUUGGAAGCAAAUGCAAGCAAGUCUGGGGAAAAGAACAUUGCUGAUAUCAUGUCUACUGGUCUCUACGCCAAAAGUCUGCAACAUGAUACUGACAUAAUAGGUGAAGAGACUGAUAAAGAUGUUUUGCCUAUGGCUUUCCCUAUUGAAGAGCAUGGAGAAAAAUAUGCAGUGAGCCCUGUAGCUGUUAAAAAGAGCGUCAGUUCGGAAGCAAGUGCAUGUGAAUCUGCAGGAAAACCUCUAACUGGCAUCUUUUCUAACGAUCUCCACACCAAACAUCUGCAACAUGAUUCUGAUGUGCUAACUAAAGAGACUGGUGAAGCUUCUGGAGCUGCCCCACCAAUAUCAGAAUCAGACACUAAUCCAGAAAUUCAAUGUAAUGCUGAAGAAAGCAUUCGAGCUGCUGAUCUGGGGAAAUGCCCCAGCAGGGUCAGCAAUGGGAACCCUUAUUCGACAAGUCUGCAAUUGGAAGGUGCUGCUGAUGAUUGUAUUCUUCCAGUGCUGAAUGCUGAUAAGGGAUGUUCAUCAGAUGGAAGACCUUCGUCAUUUGGUCUUGAGCUUCUGUUUGUAGAAGCAUGCAAAGAAAGCUAUUCCAAAAAUAUAGAAAAUACUGUUGGAGAUUGUGAAGAGCGAAGCCCUAUAUCCGGAGAAGGGAGAGUUGGCUUGGAAGCAAAUGCAAGUGAGUCUGGGGAAAAGAACCUAGCUGAUAUCAUGUCCACUGGUCUCUACGCCAAAAGUCUGCAACAUGAUACUGACAUAAUAGCUGAAGAGACUGGUAAAGUUGCUGAAGAAAGCAUUCGAGCUGCUGAUCUGGGGAAAUGUCCCAGCAGGCGCAGCAUAGGGAACCCUCUUUCGACAAGUCUGCACUUGGAAGGUGCUGCUGACGAUACUAGUCUUCCAGUAGUGAAUGCUGAUAAGGGAUGUUCAUCAGAUGGAAGACCUUCGUCAUUUGAUCUUGAGUUAAUGUUUGCAGAAGAGUGCAAAGAAAGCUAUUCCAGAAAUGCAGAAAACAGUGCUGUAGAAAUUGAUGGUGGAAACAAACCUAGCACCCCUGUGACACCUGGUUUCUAUGUGCAAUCUGAUCGUCUGGAAGAUGAGGAUGUGCAACCUACUGAAUGUGAUGCUGACAAGAAACUUGAUGAUGAUGAAGGUGUCGUAGAAGAAGCUCAAGAGAAAAGUAAUGAUCAGCAUGUUCCUGCCAAGACUGACCUAAACAUGAAGUUAAACAAUGAACUUUCUGGUCCUGGUACGGAAUCAAGUUGUAGCAUUACUGAAAAGAACACAAGGUUUGUUGCAGAUAAUCUUGAUGAACAAGCUAUAAUUCUGGUCCAACAUGGUGAUGUGCAAGAAGGUGACCUCAAGAAACCUUCACCAUGUUCAACAACACCAGAGUGUAAACAUAAAUGUGGUUUGCCUGAGGAAACAGUAUUGCCCCCAAAGAACACGGGAUCUCUAUCAAGUGCAGAACAAUCACCAUUUGGCCUGGAGUCUUUGUUCUCACAGGAAAACAUAGAUGAAUCUAUGAGAUUUGCGACAGCUCAUACUAAAAAUGGAUUUGAUGAUUCAAAAGAUUGCCAUGUCAAGUCUGCACUCGAAAAUACUCUUGUGUCAGAACCUUUUUCACACCAUGAAGAUAUUGAUGGUGGAAACAAACCUAGCACCCCUGUAACACCUGGUUUCUAUGUGCGAUCUGAUUGUCUGGAAGAUGAUGUGCAACCUACUGAAUGUGAUGCUGACAAGAAACUUGAUGUUGAUGAGGGUGUCGCAGAAGAAGUUUUAGCUCAGGAGAAAAGUAAUGAUCAGCAUAUUCCUGCCAAGACUGACCUAAACAUGAAGUUAAACGAUGAACUUGCUAGUCCUGGUACAGAAUCAGGUUGUAGCAUUACUGAAAAGAACGGAAGGCUUGUUGCAGAUAUUCUUAAUCAACAGGCUAUAAUUCAGGUGCAACAGGGCGAUUGGCAAGAAGGUGACCUCGAGAAACCUUCACUAUGUUCAGCAAAACCAGAGUGUAAGCAUGAGUGUGAUUUGCCUGAGGAAACAGUAUUGCCCUCAAGGAACACGGGACCUCUACCAAGUGCAGGACAAUCACCAUUUGGCCUGGAGUCUUUGUUCUUGCAGGAAAGCAUAGAUAAAUCCGUGGGGUAUGGUGCACUUGCUUCUGCAACAGCUCAUACUGAAAAUGGAUUUGAUGAUUCAAAAGGUUGCCAUGUGAAAUCUGCACUCGAAAAUACUCAUGUGUCAGAACCUUUUUCACACGAUGAUAUUUCCAAAAAUGAUGAUUGUAUGCGAACAUCCCUGCAAGAUAUUGGAAUGGAAGGAUUACCAGAGGCUAACCUUGAUGAAGAACGGGUCCUGUCAGUCUUUUCAUUGGAUGCAAAGCACAUAAAGGAGGUCAUUAAUUUUGAGGAAGUGGCUUGUGAGGGUGAAGGAAGUAAGAAGUUUGUCCAUUCUGAAGAGCUUAAAGCUUCAUCUGAGAAAACAAAUGUCAAUGGGCCAGAUGGCAAUGCACAUGGUAUUACUGAUGCUGUACUGAGCAGUGCACUGCACACUCCUGACAGUGACAACUAUGAGAUAUGUUUGGGUUCCAAUACUGACGUGCUGCAUCAGGGUCAUAAUGAUCAGUGCAGUGAUGACACAGAAGAUAUUAUUGAGGAUGCCUCUGCCAAGUACAUAGAAAGGGGAAUUGUACUACUCUCAGGUAAAGAAAGAUCAAAUUUAAAAGAUGGGGAACUUAACUCCAAGUUGGAGGGAGCAAAAGUUGUGGAAUCUGGUCUUUACUUCAAUAAGGAUAUUGGUAACAUUUUAGAUAGUGAAUCAAUCAAUGUUGAACAACGGGUUAAAGUACACCAUAGCUCUGAUCUGUCUCACUUGGAUGAACUGAUUGGGUGUUCCAAUACUGAAAUGCUGCGUCAGGGUCACAAUCAUAAAGAUCGAUCCAAUGUGGAUAGGGUAGAGCAAGUUGCUUCUGAACCCUGCACAAAUGAUAUUGUUGAGGCUGCUGCUACUCCCAAGUGCAUAGAAAGCGGACAGGUGCUGCCCCCAUCUGAAGAGAGGUCUAAUUUGAAUGAUGGGCAGCUUAACCCCAAGCUGGAAAGCCCAAACAUUAUAGUAUCUGGCCUUAACUGUGAUAAAGAUGUUUGUAAUACUUCAGACAAUGGAUCUAUUGUGGCCGUUGUUGGUGAAAGAACUCCAUCUGGUUCUGGUUUACCAGAAGAUUAUCCUAAGGAUCAUUACCCACGACAAGAGCUUUCAGAUGGCUUCUCAGUGGAAUCAUCUCUUCAAGGCACUAUAUUUGGGAAGACAAUUUUUUCUGGUGUAGCAGGAAUUGGGAAUCCUUCAACAAGUUUAGCAACUCCUGAUUAUAAAUAUGAAGGUGCUUUGUCUGAGGAAGCAGUGUGCAGAAUGAAUAAUUAUACUGGAACUAGCUCAGUAGAUCCCAGACACUUAGUCAUGGACCUGCAGUCUCUUUUCUCGGAGGGAAGUACUGAAAAGUCUGAUCUGCAAGAUAAUCUUGCAUUUCCAGGUGCUGAGAGCGGAAGGGAUGAACGUAUUAUUUGCCAUGUUGAGAGACUAGUUGACACACAUGUUUCUUCUGAACCUGAUACAUACCAAGGUCCUUGUCGAGAUCUCAGCAGACAUGAAGAAAGAGAGAGUUGCGUGUCUGUUCCCAUGCAAGUCAAAGAGAGUGGAGGGUUCUUGAGGUCUAGCCACAUGAAAGGUUCACUUACAUCAGUCCAGAUUGAUUUGGCUGAUGAUGCCCAUCUUAUUGAAAGGGAUAUUGUUGCCGCCGUGGAAGUGCUUUGUGAGGAGAAAGUGGAAACAAAGUCUAUGCCUACUUCAGAUAGUGAUAUCCUCCAAGAAAAAUCAUACUCCAAUGGACAUGGAAUUUGUCAAUCUCGCAGCCAGAAACAUUUAAUUGAAGCAAACUCCAGGCUAUUUAGUUGUGGUACCGAAGUGGUCCAUCAAGAUCAUAAAGAGUGCAACGAACCUAAUGAAGGUAAAUUCAGUCCAAAAGCCCUUGUUGAAAACAUGACUGAAGAUGCACCAAUUGAAGGAAUAGGAAGUUCAAUGAUGGUGCCCUUGGUUGCUGGAAUGUCAAAAAUACCUGGUGAGCAGCUUAACACUAAGAUGAGUGAUGAAAGUGAGGAACUCAGCUUUAGCUGUGAUAAAGACACAAUUGAAAAUUUCUGUACUGGGCCAGCAAAAAGGGAUCUGUACCCAUUGCCCAAAGACUUCCAUAUAGACUCUUGCCAGAAACAGGAGGUCCCAGAAGUCCUUUCUUCACCUAAAUCUCCUGAAGAAUCCGCGAAAUUUCAGUGUGCGAGUCUUUCAGGAUCAGGGCCUUGCCAGCAGCAUGUGAAUGAAAGCACCAGUAUGCAAGUGACUUGUAAUAUUGAACCGCUCUAUCAGGAUCAUGAGGAAUACAAUCAAAAUAAUGAAGACCAAACCCCUCCUGGUAUCCCGUCUAGCAGUGUGCCUGAAGCUGUAGAGAUUGAACAGUCAGAAAUGGAAAUAGGUCUGAUCCCUACUGCAGAAGCAUCAGUGUUGCCAGUUCCAGAUGAGCGGCUUAACAAUAAGCUGGAGGGCAAUGAAGAUAAUCACCCAAAUGAUCUUCCUGCUCCAAGAUCUGAACAAUCUGCAUAUUUUCAGAACAAUGACUUGGGUUCAAUAGAUGAACUCCGUGCUAAGCUGCAGGGUUUCAAAGUUUCCAGCACCGUAAAAGGAAGCUACAUCGCUAUGAGCGCCCCUCGUCCGAAGCCUAGGGACAGCAUGAGUCAAUCUGCAAUCGUGCUGCUCAGGAACAUAGAGAACACACCUGCUGUUAAAGCUGGCCAUCCUGUCAAGCCGAAUGCUGAUGCAUGCUCAUGUAAUUGGGAACAAUUUAGCAUGCUAAGAAUUGCAUCUAAAAGGGGGAAAAAGUAUCAUAACGAUGCAAGUGAAAUCUCCAAGAUUGCACCCAGAAUCCAGAAAAAGGGAAAAGGUCCUGAUUAG